CCAUCUUAAACUUGUUCAUAAAUCCACCAUCAAAUGGGGUUUGACAGAGUUUGUGACACAGGACUUGUACUGGGAUUAAGCCUUAAUUCAUCACCAUCCAUGUUCAAACCCAACACCAUGGGUUCGGGUUCGGGUUCGGGUUCCACUAAAGAGUCUUGUGUGACGGAGAACAUGCCCAGUUUUGAGCCAUCGUUGACGUUGGGUCUUUCUGGCGACCAUCGUGAUCCUAACACUAGCUGGAAGAGACUUGUGGUUGGUGGUGGUCAUGGUGGUGUGUAUCGACAGGAUAGUACUGUGAUUAGUGGUGGAGGUUCGUCGUUUUCAAGCUUGAGUGUGAAGAGGGAGAGAGAGGUUGGGAGCGAAGAAUCGGAGAGAGUUUCGAAUGAUAACAAUUAUUCAUCAAGAGUGAUGAGCACAACAAGUGUUGAUGAUGUUGAAGAUGAUGAUGGCACUGUUAACGGUAGAAAGAAACUCAGGCUUACCAAACCCCAGUCUGCUCUUCUUGAAGAAGCCUUCGAACUUCACAGCUCUCUAAACCCUCAGAAACAAAAGCAAGAGCUAGCACGGGAGCUAAAACUGAGGCCCAGACAAGUCGAAGUUUGGUUCCAAAACAGGAGAGCCAGGACGAAGCUAAAGCAGACGGAACUGGACUACGAACACUUGAAGAAAUGUUGCGAGACGUUAAGGGAUGAAAACCGGAGACUCCAUAAAGAGCUUCAAGAACUCAAAGCACUGAAAUCGUCACAACCCUUUUACAUGCAGCUUCCGGCAGCCACCCUCACGAUGUGUCCGUCGUGUGAAAGGGUCGGAGACACCAAUUCCGCCACCACCACCUCCAAGAACCCUUUUACGAUGGCUGCGAAACCACACUUCUUUAAUUCCUUCACUAAUCCAUCUGCUGCCUGUUAAUUAAUUACAUAAUUAGUUAAUUUUCUUGCAUGGUUAUUCGUUAAUCACAUAUAUAUAUAUAGUUUGAAUAUGAAAAAUAUUAAAAUCGCCCAUGAAUAACCCUACCUUUUUUCUGGUGUCAAGGGUUUGGCUUGAUUUGAUUAGUAUAAAUUAUUUUAGUUGAAAACUAUUAGAAUUCUGUACUUGUUUUUUUUUUCUUUGCUUGGUUUGUUUGUGAAUUAAAAACUAUGAUAUAUGUCAAUGAAAUGAAUGUAUAUAUUAUUCGG
Molecule: messenger RNA, 1175 nt
Organism: Cynara cardunculus var. scolymus (artichoke)
Lineage: Eukaryota; Viridiplantae; Streptophyta; Magnoliopsida; Asterales; Asteraceae
Product: homeobox-leucine zipper protein HAT22-like
Exons: 3
Coding region: 34-909 (291 amino acids)
Biological process (GO): regulation of DNA-templated transcription
Molecular function (GO): DNA-binding transcription factor activity, RNA polymerase II-specific; sequence-specific DNA binding
Source: RefSeq, a predicted model, not a curated record